CUUUUGACAGGUAUGUGAAUUAAGAAAACUUUGAAUGGUUUAAUGAUGCUGAAAUUAACAAAUGUAGUAUUACUAUGAGACUGUACUUAACCCAUUUAUAUGCUGGAAAUGUAUGUCACACCACUGCAGGGACAAAACAUCAACUUUAUAUGGCUCUGCAAUAUGAUGGACCCCUGCCAAUUCUCUGACAUUUGUAAAUCCUGCCACAAGCUUGCAAGAUGCAAGGCUUUGAAUGAAUCGAAGGAGGCUUGCUAUUGUGACCACGGAUAUACCGGAGACGGUACAACAUUUUGUGAUGAUGACAAUGAAUGCCAGAAUGUGACAAAUAUCUGUGGCUAUGCAGGCAACUGCACAAAUACAAAUGGCAGUUUCUACUGUACGUGUUUGCCUGGAUACACAUCAACUGGACAGGCUAAGUUUCAGACGAAUGAUGGCACUGAGUGCAGAGACAUUGAUGAAUGUGAGGCAGGACAGGCCUGCGGUCCGAACUCACACUGCCAUAAUAUCAAUGGAUCUUUCUAUUGCACCUGUCAGCGUGAUUACAUCCCAACUUCUGGCACUAAGCACUUUCAUCCAGAGCGAGGUGGAAGAUGUAAAGAUCAUCCCCAAAAACAUUGCCAUGACAGCAUUGGAUGUAUCACACAGACUGUCAACAAAACACUUGAAUAUAUGAGCAACCUGACUGAGCCCCUAAGCUUACUGAAUGAAAUUGCUCAGCAGUCGUCUGGGGAUCUGACCUCAGUGGAAGUGAUUGCAUACGUUGAGGCUUUGAGCCGGUCCACGUCAUUGCUGGCCACAGGAGGAAAGGAUCAGGCUGUCAAACCGACUGUUGUCCACUCAACUCUCAAAAAAUUAGUUAAAGCGGUAAACAACUUGGUGGAAAAGGAUGAACUGGUGGCGUGGGACAGGAUUAAAGAAGAGCGCCGGGGAAAAACGAUUACCAAGCUGCUGCAUGCUGUUGAAGAGAGUGCUCUCACUUUGGCCAAAAGCCUCCGAACUCCGAAUGAUCUUCAAAUUAAAGACACACAAAUGGAAAUGAGAUUGUUCACUUUUGAUGCCAGUCACAAAAAAGACACACUGUCUUGCACCAUGGGAGGGGACCGCAUGACUUUAACGCCAAUGAUUAGACCAGAGAAGGAUAGUAAUGAAAGCGUGUCAGUGGUAUUUGUGCGAUAUGACAGCAUGGCAGACAUCCUGAAGUCAAGCAUCGACCCGGGUGUCACCGACAACUUGCGCUAUGCAGAAACGGCGGAAAUCACUGUCAACUCCCAAGUGGUGGCAGCUGCCGUCAAACCUGCUGACGUCUACCAGCUUGACCAUGUCAUCUUCACUCUGAGACACGUUGAGCCAGUCGACACCAAAGUUGAUGUUACCAAGUGCGCCUUCUGGGAGUACACAACCAACACCCUGCAGGGUCACUGGGCCACGCACGGUUGCAAGACCGUCCACAUCGACAGCAAUGCGACCACAUGCACUUGCAACCACCUUACACAUUUUGCUAUCCUCAUGUCCUCGGGGAGAGCCAAUGUAAGGUUCAUCACCCACCAAACAGUCCUGACCCGCAUCACCCAGCUGGGGAUGAUCAUCUCUCUCAUCUGUCUGUCCAUGUGCAUUUUCACCUUCUGGUUCUUCAGCGAGAUCCAGAGCACCAGGACCACCAUCCACAAGAAUCUGUGCUGCAGUCUAUUCAUGGCCGAGUUCAUCUUCCUGGUGGGGAUCAACAUGAACAAACACAAGAUCUUUUGCUCGGUUAUUGCGGGGCUGCUUCACUAUUUCUUCCUAGCAGCUUUUGCCUGGAUGUGCAUCGAGGGCAUCCAUCUGUACUUAAUAGUGGUUGGCGUCAUCUACAACAAAGGCUUCCUGCACCGUAACUUUUACAUCUUUGGUUAUGGAAGCCCGGCAGUGGUCGUGGCCAUUUCAGCAACGCUAGGCUCCAAGUAUUAUGGCACUGAUAAAAUGUGUUGGUUGAGCACAGAGAAUCACUUCAUAUGGAGCUUUAUUGGACCCGCCUGUUUGAUCAUUCUGGUGAAUCUGCUAGCCUUUGGAGUGAUCAUCUACAGAGUGUACCGGCACACGGUGGUGAAGAAGCCUGAAAUAAGCCACUAUGAGAACAUCAGGUCAUGUGCCCGUGGAGCCAUAGCGUUGCUCUUUGUGCUAGGCGCCACUUGGACCUUCGGGGUGCUGCACAUACUCUACGAAAGCACGCUGACCGCGUAUCUGUUCACCAUCACCAAUGCCUUCCAGGGCAUGUUCAUUUUCAUCUUUCUUUGUGUGCUCUCCAGAAAGGUUCAAGAGGAAUACUACAGGCUUUUUAAAAAUGUGCCAUGUUGUUUUGAAUUCUUCAGAUGAAGUCAUGCACUUGAUCAAAGUGAAAAAUAAUAUUCAAGACCACAAUACAGAUUUUAAGUGAAUGUGAACAGUAGUGCUAAAAUAUCUCAUUCCAUACAAUGUAUCUGUUAAUAUAUCUGUUUUGUUGCAUGAGAUGAACAAUGCCAACCAUUUUUUCUUGAGUAUCCCUGCAAUCAACUUACAUUUACCUUUUGUUUUGUUUUGUUUUGUUUUGUUUUGUUUUGUUUUGUUUUGUUUUGUUUUGUUUUGUUUUGUUUUGUUUUGUUUUGUUUUGUUUUGUUUUGUUUUGUUUUGUUUUGUUUUGUUUUGUUUUGUUUUGUUUUGUUUUGUUUUGUUUUGUUUUGUUUUAAUUUCAUGUCUGUUGUACCUUAAAUAGCAGAACUGGCCUGCACUUAGCCGACACUUGUUUCUAAAUGUUAAAUUAAUUAUAAAAAUGAAAUUAGCAAA
This is a messenger RNA of Corythoichthys intestinalis (scribbled pipefish), 2796 nucleotides long. It is a transcript of the gene adgrl4, whose product is annotated as adhesion G protein-coupled receptor L4. Gene Ontology annotation, biological process: cell surface receptor signaling pathway; adenylate cyclase-activating G protein-coupled receptor signaling pathway. Gene Ontology annotation, molecular function: G protein-coupled receptor activity; calcium ion binding. The record is from RefSeq and is a predicted model, not a curated record. The transcript is spliced from 16 exons. Gene Ontology annotation, cellular component: plasma membrane. Bases 100 to 2349 code for a protein of 749 amino acids. NCBI's taxonomy places the organism in Eukaryota, Metazoa, Chordata, Actinopteri, Syngnathiformes, Syngnathidae.